Molecule: messenger RNA, 1176 nt
Organism: Lodderomyces beijingensis
Lineage: Eukaryota; Fungi; Ascomycota; Pichiomycetes; Serinales; Debaryomycetaceae
Source: the annotation of a GenBank genome assembly
AUGUGGCCACUAAGCAAAUUUGAAAAAGUUGACAUUUUGCAGUGUGCGCUCCAAGGGCGAAAUAGCGAGUUCCUGGGGCAAGCUCAAGCUCAAGCUCAGGCAGAGGCAGAGGCAGAGGCAGCUCGAGAUCUCAUGCUUUUGCCAGCAGAGAUCUUUGUCAAUAUAUUUGAGAUACUUGACGGCUGGGGCAAACUCAAACCCAAGUUUAUGCGCGUAUGCAAGCUCUUUUACCUGAUCAUCCUACCGAUGAUUUACCGUGCGCCGCAUUUGAGAGGCACCAAUUUCUUAAACUUUGUGGAAACAUUGUCCAACAACAAAAAACUAGGCAACUACAUCUUUUCGCUAGACUUGGCGUAUGUGAUACAAUCGGGCAAGAACGCGUUUGUUGCGCGACUAUUGAAGCAAUCAAGAAAGAACUUGCAAAGCUUUGUUGCUCCGCAAACAAGCUUUGGAUUGGGACCUUUGAUUGCGUUGAAAAACUGCCAGCACCUCAAGAUUUUGGAUCUUCGACUAGUCUCGGAAACGUUGAAUCUCACCGAGCUUUUCCGUUCCAUAGAAAAUCUACCGAGCCUCACUCACUUGUCGUUUCCUAGAUCUUCAAUCGAGAUUGACGAUUACGCCAAGAUUACAUGGCCGCCUAACUUGUCAUUCCUACGGCUAUCGGGAGGCAUCAACGACGAGUUCUUGUAUCAUUCGGAGUUUCCCGAGUCAAUAACCCAUCUUGAGUUUGCGCAUUGCCCCUCGGUGAGUGACCUUGGCCUCAAGCAAAUCAUGUACAGAAUCGGCAUCAAUCUCAAAACCCUCAAGGUCCAGUACCCGAUGCCCGGCUUGAAGGGAAACACCCUAGACGAAGUUUUCCACUACUGUCCGCAUUUGAGAGUGCUCGAAGUUUGCGUCGACUACUUGUCCAACAUGUUUUUUGAUGAACAUUUCUUGGACUAUUCUGGUUACAUGCGCCCGUUGCGAACAUUGUACAUAAAUAGCAGCGGGCUGUUGGGAACACUGAAUAGACUCGAAGCCAUGGACUUGGCUGUUGCAAUCGACGAUGGCAGGCUACCAUUGUUGAAAAAUGUUCAAUGCACUGCGAAAUUGGGUUGGGAUCCCAAAUCGGAAGCGGUGAAAUUCAUCGCAGAUGAGCUCGAUGAUAGAGAUGGCGGUCUAUAUAUAGGGUAUUAA